Messenger RNA from Rhincodon typus (whale shark), 939 nucleotides. Its product is annotated as dynein axonemal heavy chain 17-like. The record is from RefSeq and is a predicted model, not a curated record. NCBI's taxonomy places the organism in Eukaryota, Metazoa, Chordata, Chondrichthyes, Orectolobiformes, Rhincodontidae. The transcript has 6 exons. Bases 1 to 939 code for a protein of 312 amino acids.
AUGGCUUUUUUACAGAGCUUAAGCCUGAUGUUUUUCUGUAUAAAACCAGAUAAAUGGACAAAAUUUUCUGGUACGGAGGAAAACAAAAAUCUGGUGAUGAACUUCUUCAAUACAGAAGACAUAAUGAUUCUGGUACUUUAUAUUAAUAAUGCUGGACUAUUAACUGCAAGUUUGGGAUUUCCUGCCUCAGUUAAAACUAAGGGAGUUUAUUUUGUGAAAAAGAAAAUGGUGCGUAUCACCCCUGAAAACAUUAGAGAUUCACUAUCAGUUGGUGAUAUUAGCAACUCACCAGUUGAGCAAUUAUUAACAGUGCUUGAAGAGGUGGUGUGUACGCUUUUCACAAACACUGAUAAUAUGACAACCUGGCCUCAGGUGGUAUCAGAAGAUGUAGUGAAACAUGCCCAACAACUUAAAAAUGAUGUAUUUGUAUUUGGUGGACAGCUAAAAGGGAAAGCACUUCUUGCUCUUCCAAAAAUUGCAGAUGAUCUGGAAGAUUCAGAUGAGGAGUCAGACAGGUAUGAUAGCUUCGAUGGUGCCACUUUACAUGCUAUUGAAUCUGUAGUCAUCGAUUGGACACAUCAAGUCAAAGAUGUAUUAAACAAAGAUUCAGCACAAGCUUUGCUUGAUGGCUUAAACCCUCUGCCUAGAGAAGAGAUUGAUUUCUGGGACUUAAGACUGAAGGAUUUAAAGUGCCUUCAUGAACAGUUGUGGAUGCCAAAAGCACGCAAAAUUUCUGAAGUUCUAGAAAAAUCCAAGAGCAGUUAUUGGCCAGCUCUGAAAAGCUUGUAUUAUGACAUCAGAGCAGGUCUAGAAGAGGCAAGUGAUAUUGUUUUGUACUUGAUACCACUGAAGUCAUUAAUAGAUGAGUUAGAGCAAACAGAAUAUUCAGAGGUAAGCAGAAUCACCUUGGGGAAGGGGCAAAAGUGUGGGAAUAACUAG